AUGGAGGUACCAAACUACCCUUUAUAUUGCUAUUGGGGUGGGGAAAUUAUCCACAAAGAUGGUGAUGUAACGUAUAGGGGAGGAAAUCAAAAUUUUAUUUUCGUAAAUCCUUGGAUGACGUAUUCACACGUUUUGAAUAAGUUAUAUGAAGAAUUGAGUAUUGAUCCUAGAUUUAUGGAGUUGAAGGUGGUUAUGUGGUAUCCUAUGACUGGGGCAUAUGUCGCAAUUCCGUUGAAUGACGACAAUGCUCUUAGGGCUAUGUGGAUUGUUGUGACUCAGACUUCUUGUAUUGCAAUGAAUUAUACAUUGAACAGUAUGGAGCAACUAAUUCCCCUUACUAAUCAAAGUGUGGGGAUAGGAUCAUUCAUAAGAAUGCUUAUUAAUCCUAAAUAUGUCAAUGUAUAUCUUUCAAAGAUUAGUUAUCCGACCUCAUCGCCUAAUGUUGGAACCUCAACAAGCACACAACCACAAGCCAUUCUCGAUUCUCUUGACCCAAAUAAUGUUGAUGUUUUUGGGGAUGUCGGGAUGACUAAUACUGAUGAAGAUGAUGAUGAAGAUGUAAUUGAAGCUUGUGAUAAGGAAAUUAAAGAUAGUGCUCCCACUACAGACUUCAAUGAAGUGUCGCAACAUUUUGAAUCAUUGCAACAAUUGAAAGAUGUUGUUAAGUCUUACUCCAUAGUUAGAAAUCAAACAACUCGAGUUGUGGAAGCAGAGCCAGAGAAAUAUGUUGUUGAGUGCAAGAGGAAAGAGCAAUGUAGUUGUUCGUGGAGGCUUAGAGGAGUGAAAGAUCCAACAAUUUCUACUUUUAAAAUUCUUUGGUACAACGGUCCUCAUGCAAGUCAUUGUGUUGGUGACAUCGACUCCGUGGAUCAUAAGCUACUCACUUUCGAGUUUGUUUGCAAUGCUCUUUUAGAUGUCCUUCGCGUUGACCCUUCAUUGAAAAUCAAGACAAUAGUGCAACUUGUGAAAGAGAAGUUUGAGUUUUCAAUAACGUACAAGAGAGCAUGGCUAGAGAAACAAAAGGUUAGGACAGAUCGUGGAAGGAGAAAAGAUGGUAAAGGUGGUAACAUCCAAGCUGUGAAUUUUAUGAGAAAGACAUCCAACCCAAAUCUAAAAAGAGUCCCAGGCCAACAGUCUACUAGAAUGCAAAAUGAAAUGGAUGAGCGUCCCUAUCGUGCCAAGAAGGCAUGCAGUGUUUGUCGGCGACCAGGGCAUAACAAGAGAACAGUUCCUAUAAUUAGUGGUGUGGGAUAA
This is a messenger RNA of Chenopodium quinoa (quinoa), 1254 nucleotides long. RefSeq lists its product as uncharacterized. The transcript is spliced from 5 exons. The coding region runs from base 1 to 1254 and encodes 417 amino acids. NCBI's taxonomy places the organism in Eukaryota, Viridiplantae, Streptophyta, Magnoliopsida, Caryophyllales, Amaranthaceae. The record is from RefSeq and is a predicted model, not a curated record.